Molecule: messenger RNA, 980 nt
Organism: Rubroshorea leprosula
Lineage: Eukaryota; Viridiplantae; Streptophyta; Magnoliopsida; Malvales; Dipterocarpaceae
Source: the annotation of a GenBank genome assembly
AAAAAAAAUCACAGCCGUUGGGUUUGGGCUACCUACUUAAAUAUGCGGGUAAGAUUUCACAGUUCCUUGUAACAUGGACUCCACUAAGUGGAGAGCUGUACUUAAGUGUGGUAAAUCCUAGCUGAUACCAUAUAAGAUCAACGAUUCCAAAGAGACCGAAAGUACGAAACACAGCAACUUCCGUUUUGAAGUCGCCGGAGCUCUCUCUCCGGUCUCUGCAGAUCUGAACUCCGCCGGUUCUGGUGCUAUUGAUUCCUCUUCAAAAGUCCUCGCUUUGUUACUCCUUCUCGAACUAAAUUCCGCAAGAAUCCUUCUUUUCUAAUCUCCAACCAUUCCUCUUUGAGAUUCUUGUUUUGGAUAUUACAAUCCCAGAGUUCUUCCCUCUUCGCUGCUUAAACCCUCGUCUUUGGAAAACUAGGGUUUCAAAUACUUCAAGUCCUCGAUCAGGGUUCCCAUUUGCAAUGAGGGGUUCUUUGGGUUUUGAAGGAUUUUCUCUGUUGCAUGCUCUUUCAGUGAACUAAGGCAAUAAUGGCCACCUCUUACCCAGGAGCAGUUCAGGUUGGCUCAUACUUUGUGGUGCAGUACUACCAAGUUCUUCAGCAACAACUGGAACUCGUUCACCGGUUCUACUCUUAGAAUAGCACCAUGGUUCGAGUUGAUGGGAAGUCGAGCUGGUCUGCUUCUGCAAUUCAGGUGAAUUUAGAUUUGUCUAUGUCAGAAACUUGCCCUCUGAUGUUACUGCUGCAGAAAUUAAGGAGGAAUUUGAGAACUUUGGUAGAAUCAAGCUUGAUGGUGUUUUUAUCAGGAGCCACAAGGUUGUUUCCUUUUUCUCUUCUGUUGAUCAUCUUUGGAUAACCUGCAAGAAGCUGGAUUAAAGUUUGAUGCACGCAAGAUGUUCCUGGUGUCGCCAUGUUUUUGUUGAGUUUGAAGAUAUCCCUGCUGUUCAAAAUGCAGUCAAGGUAUAAAGAAAUUAUGUCUUU